AUUUUCAGUUUCAUAGUAUUUGUUAUAGCGGUUUUCUCUCUCUCUCAUUUGUUCCGUAACCUCUCAUCUGAUUGGUAUUAAAGUACACACCCUUAGCUUAUUUUAAUAUGGGUCGUUUUAAGAUUAGAAGUCUAAGCAGGAGCCCUAGACCAAAGAAUAAAAAGGAGCACUAUGAGGAAGUUACCCCGGACCAGAUUAAAGGGGAGACCACGGAGGACUCGUGGAAACUAAUAGAUUAUCCAACCAGCAUGUCUGAAUCAGAUACAGAGGAUAAGGAUGACGUGUUUGUGGAAGUACCCUACAUAACCCUAACAAAACACAAAGCAGAGAUCAGACCUACCAACACCAUGCCCCAGGAGCACACUCGCUACUCUAUCUGUACUACUGAGCUCAGAGUGGACAGACCGGACUCGGGGACUAGCUGGGGUGCUAUCUUUGUAGAGAAUUUCGCAAGAGUUGGAAACUCUACAGUUCGAAGUUUGCUGGUGUCAGAUCUGACGGACGAGGGGAUCAUGGAGAAUGCUGGGGUUAAGUGUGGUGACGUGAUAAUAAAGAUAAACGGAGAAGACAUGGCCAGGUGGACCCACGAAGAGAUGCUGGAGGAACUAUACCACGCCCAAAACACCCUGACUCUCACCCUUAUCACCUACCAACACCAGCAGACUAAAUACCUCCUCUUUCUGGACCUGUCACCCGGUGAUAUCACUAAUAUCUGGGCACUUAAUAACUUGGUGUCACUCCACAUUUGUGAGACUAAAAUGAAGAACGGGGUCGUGGAUCUGAGAGGGAUAACGUGUAAAGGAGUUUUACAAGAACUAGCGGUUACUAAGAGCGAGCUGGAUACCAUCAAUGGUAUCAUGGGGUUGGAGCAGUUCACUAAACUGAAGCGGCUCAAUUUAACUCACAACAGACUGUGUUCUCUAGACGAGGACGUGAUGAUGAAACUGAGCUCGUUAGAGGAACUCAGACUUGGGAACAACAAUCUGGACAAGUUCCCCCUGGUCCUGACGGAUAUGAUCACACUCAGAGACCUCUCCUUGGUGUACAAUCUUAUCAGUAGCAUCCCGGAACAGGUCCUCAAGAUGAGAAGUCUGGAGAAUCUUCAUCUGGAUAACAAUUAUCUUUCUGAGAUGCCAGAUUUUGUGACCCAACAGCUGCCGUCUUUGAGAAGUCUGACCUUCUCCAGUAAUCACCUCUCCUGGGACGAGGAUUAUGUUCGGGAAUGUUUUCACCUCAAUCUCAUCGACUUCUCUGGAAAUGGGACUAGAGCGAAGACUGGGUUGGACAAUUUUGGGGUAAUCAGUAGCAGGGCUACUCUCAGAAGAAAGGGGAGGAAUUUAUUGAAGGAACCGUCUUUAUUGAAGAUGGCAUUGGCUCGCUCUGCGUGAUCAGAAUCCUGAUCAGUAUCAGGUGUCGAACUGAAUUUUUUAUAACAGCUUACGCGUAACUAAAAACCGGAUGAAACGGACUCAAAAUAGAAACAAAUAGAACUCGACAUUGAACGCAAUUACUUUAAACAGUUAAACUGUUAAAGCUAAAUAAAUAUUGUAACAGUAAACAAUUUAUUGGGUCACGGCCAAAUGAUAAAACAACGACCAUUUGAUCCAAGAAAGUUGCAGACCAACUACUUAUAAAAUUAUUACUUAUAUAAUUGACUAAUGACUACUUAUACUUUAUUCGAAUCACACAUCCUCAAAGCAAUGGGGGCUUUUGACCACUACCGGGAGGUUUCAGCUCUUAAAUAUCCUGUUUAACUGUUAUGUUAUGUUAAGUGUCCAUUUGUUAAGACGAAUGACUGUUGAUAGUUGUUGCUAUAAACUUAUAAAUAAAAUAUAAUUGUUGGACUUGUGUCUGUAUGGUUAGGAUGUGGCGAUGAAACUGCAUAAUUUUUCGUUAUACGAUUGAAUUUACAGACGAAUUUAAAAUUGGCUGGGCCAUUAUGUGGUUAAACUUAAUCAUUAUAUGUCAGAGACAAAUAUUUACAGAAAGCAAACAUUCAUGAAGGAGUGGAUUGAAGUUAUAUACUUUGCCUACUCGGAAAUUCGUACCAACAAAACCCAACCUGAAGAAGAGAAAAUGACGGAAGGAUUUAACCCGGCUUUGUAUGGCAUGAAGCAGACAUUCUGACAACUUUCAAACACGGACGAAUGGUAUUUAGGCGUGAUAUAGAACUUCAAAGAAAUUAAAAUAGCGAUCAAAUGGCUGCAACGCCGCCCAACAAGCCUCAACAGUGAUGAAAACUAUUGUCCCCCAGAUAGUCUCAUGUAAUCGUCCUAAACACGGAGCCUACGGGAAAGUAGCGAGCUAGCUUCAUCUGUCUCACUCCAGCAUCCAGCCAUGAUUUGUGGAGGAAUCACGUGACUCGCGGAAUAAAAAACGUGACUUUUGCGGGAUCACGUGAUAUUUCCACAGAUCACGUGUUGCAAGAUAGCUUACCUGCGACAUGAAGUUGUAAUUCAUGCUCCGGCGCAGGUGUCACCCGGAUGAAUUAGAAACCUUACCAAUAUUUUGGUUUGACUGAGAUAUCAUGGGGAAUGCACGGUUGAGCUUCUAAGAAUGCGUCAAUCUUGAAUCUCAGAUCAUAGUGACGACUGAUGAAUCCUUUUCAGAUUAAGAUCCUGUCCAGAUAGACCAGAAACCUGACAGUGGUACAAGUUUGGAAUUUAGUGAACUCAUUUCCCAGGUCUGACCUCAGUGUCAGUCUAGGCGGGAUUCAAGCAGCCAAGCGAUCAGAAUUACUGCUUUUCCCAAACAUGUUAUAAACAGCUGUGUUUAAAGAACUAUUUACACCAAUCAAGGGUGACGGCCACAAUGACUGUGUCAGCAAAUAUCCACUAUUCAAAGUGUAAGGAUAUGAGAUAUGUCUCGCCAGAGUAAGUCUUGUAACUUCAGUCUAACAGGCUUGACUACCCAGCCUGAAUACUGAACACUGAGCUGUUGUCUCGGAAACCAAAUCAAUCCAAAAUACUUAUCUCUGAUUGGUCCAUUGUACGCACGUGGGCAACACAAAAGCCUUUGAUUGGCUGUCUAAAGAAGUCACACGACAACACCAGGUAACCAGAUCAAUACCCUGCUCGGUAACAGGAGGAGUCAACCGACAGAGGAAUUGGAAUAAUAAUAACUCAUUUGUAGGAGGACGUUUUAAACCCAUAGCAAACAAUGCUGGGAAGAAGCUGAAAUAUCACCUGUAUAUUUAACUAUACCUCCCUUUAAAUCAGCAUCUUAUUAUCCUUGAACAAUUCAUUUCUGUUAUAAAAUUAUAAAGUAAAAUAAAAUUCAUCGCCUAAGCUGCAUAAGAAAGUAAAACGAACUCCGUGCGUUACUGCUUUAUUGUAAAGGUGGUGGCUUAAAUUAUAUUCAAUCGAAUAAGCAUACCAGUCCUAAAGUUCACGAAGAACUAAAUAAUCUUAAUCAAUGUCAUUUCUGAAGAAGGCAUACCUUAGCUCAAAAAGGUUUGAUUGUAGCACUGAUACUUAAAUGUUUCUUCUGUGUUACUAUUGAUAUAAUUGAGAUCAGUAAUUAUGGCUAUGUCAUUCGUGCUUGCUGUGAUGCAGGUUACAUUUCGAUUACAAAUUAAACGCCAACUGAAUUUCAAAUUACUUCUUUGAGUCAAGCAGACGGGACAAUUUGUAAAGUUCAUAAAUUGUCUAGACAAAGUCUGAGCAGACUUGCAGCACAGACACGGUCGGAAGGUUUCGCUUGCUCC
Messenger RNA from Bolinopsis microptera, 3706 nucleotides. RefSeq lists its product as uncharacterized. The coding region runs from base 108 to 1388 and encodes 426 amino acids. The record is from RefSeq and is a predicted model, not a curated record. The transcript is spliced from 4 exons. Lineage: Eukaryota; Metazoa; Ctenophora; Tentaculata; Lobata; Bolinopsidae. Gene Ontology annotation, molecular function: protein binding.